Nelumbo nucifera (sacred lotus) is the source of this 6154-nucleotide messenger RNA. The record is from RefSeq and is a predicted model, not a curated record. Lineage: Eukaryota; Viridiplantae; Streptophyta; Magnoliopsida; Proteales; Nelumbonaceae.
AUUUUGUGUUUUUUCGUUCUAAACCCUAAGUCUUGUGAAACGGAAGAAACCCUAAUUCUUUCAUUUCCGAUGGUAAAAACUGGAAUUCCUGAAAAGAUCGACAAAUUGGGGGUUUUGCAUGCGAAAAAGGACGUAUUUGAAGCGGGAGAUCGAUGUUUUCCCUCAGCAAUUUUCCGAUCGGAGCGUAUAAAUGUUUGUUCUCAGACGAUUUUGAUCCAGGUAUGUUGUUUUUUGCCCGUUUCUGGUGAUUGAUUCAUUUUACUUGCACGAAGGGUUCGGAUCUCGAUAGGAGAUGGAUUUCAUAGAUUUGCAUGUGUUUUUGGGGCGUUAAUUUCGGAGUUUUAUUGAUUUUUGUUUUGGGAUUUUGGUGUCAGAUCUGAAACUAGGGUUUGGAUUAGAGAAACUUGUUUGAUGGAAGAUGAAAAUUUGGGGGUUUUGGUUCUUCUUAUGUGGUUCGAGGUUCCGUAGAUGGAAAAUAGCGUAGACAACUCUCAUGUCUCUGAAACUUCUAAGAAAUCUAGAUCUUUGGAUCUUCGAAGUCUCUACGUUGAUAAGUCUGGGGUUUCUGUUAGCAAAGAAGGGGCCGAAGGUGGGGAGCUAAAGAGUAAAAAACAGGAGUCCGUCGAAAAAGAGGUAGGUGUUGGGCAGGGUAAGAAGAAAAGGAAGAGUCGGAAAGAGGUGCUUCUCAGUAGUUUCGAACCCGUUAAUAAGAAGAGCAGAAAUAGUUUAGAUUCAGUACAUGACAAUGGUUUGAAUUUGGGAUCCCUGGAUUCGAGCAAUUCAGAUUCAAAAUCAAAGUAUCUAUGUUUAGACCAAAAGAAUCAAGCAAAGAAUAAAGAUGUCCAACUUUUGGCGGAUGAGGAUUUGCACAAAUUGAGUGGUUUCAACAACGUUUCACACAGUUUGGAUGAGAGUAUCCCGAAACGACGCCGAGGUUUUUUGAGGCGUAAGAAAUUCCAAAACAAUCAUGCCUUGGAACAGGUGGCUGCAUCAAGUGAUAAAGUCAGCUAUGAUACAAAGAUACUUGAGUUAAAUGGUGAUUCUGUCAACCCUAUACCUUCUUCUGAAGGAAAACAGAAAAAGGUUUCUGAUGGUUUUGAUGAGAAUAGCUCCAGUAGAGCUAAUUCAGCUAGGCAUGUGAAGCUAGAGGGCGUGAAUGCUAUUAGAUCCAAUGGCAGUCCAUCCCCAAAAAGUGUUCAAAAGAAUCAAAGAAAGAGGUGGGAAUUAGCAUCACAGAAACAAAGCUGUGUAGAUGAUUUGGAGCCAUUGGUUGAUAACUCUGACAAGAUUUGUGAGGAUUUGCAAGAAGAUGAUGAGGAGAACCUUGAGCAGAAUGCUGCAAGAAUGUUGUCUUCUCGGUUUGACCCAAGCUGUACCAGGUUUACUGGAAACAGUAAGGCUUCUUCUGCAUCACAGUCUAUGAAUGGGUUUUCGUUGCUGCCUUCAGUUCAUCAGGAUUUCUUGAGUCGGGGGGCAAAUAAUUCAGUUGGGUCUGACUCCACAUCUGUUGAUGCUGCAGGCAGAGUGUUGCGUCCCAGAAAACAACACAAAGAGAAGGGUAUUGUGAGGAAGAGACGCCACUUUUAUGAGAUAUUUUCUGGGGACUUGGAUGCAUACUGGUUUCUAAACCGAAGGAUCAAAGUCUUUUGGCCAUUGGACAAGAGUUGGUAUUUUGGUGUUGUUAAUAAUUAUGAUCCAGAGAGGAAGCUGCAUCAUGUUAAAUAUGAUGACCGUGAUGAAGAAUGGAUUGACCUCCAAAAUGAGAGAUUCAAACUCUUGUUACUCCCCAGUGAAGUUCCUGGUAAGUCUGGUCCAGAAAAAUCAGUGCAGGGAGGUAAACAUGUAGAUGUGGAAGAUGUGAAUGAGGAAGAUAGCAAUUGUAUAGGCACCUAUAUGGAUUCAGAGCCCAUCAUUUCAUGGUUGGCUCGAUCAACUCGUCGCAUAAAAUCUUCCCCACUUGGUGUUGUGAAGAGGCAGAAAAAAUCCUGCCCAUCUAAGGACCAAAUGCUGCCUGUUGUUGAUAAUCCAGUCAGUCCCCCACAAAGGUGUUUCGCUGCAGGCCCCUCUAGAACGGAUAAUAAUGAAAUAUUUUGUAAUUCUGUGUUGCAAGAUUGUUCAUUUCAUGGAGAAAUGGCUGAGAAGCCUGUGACGAGCAUCACAUGCUCUGAUCAGAAAAGGCUUCCAUUUGUUUAUUUCAGGAAGCGGUUUCGCAAGAGAGGGCAGGCAAUGGGUUGUACAUCUGAAGAGGCUUCUGGACACAGAAGUUUAUCUGGUUCUGUUACUUCUCUUGCUUUGGUUGUUGACAGGGUAGGAGCACUGGAAGAGUGUGAUGUUACUCUCGAAGGCUCUUGCCUGAAAGAUUGGAAAUCCUUAAAUUGUGAUAGCAUAUUGUGGGAUGGUGAGAACCUUGGGUUGUUAAGGAUGACUAUACUUCUUGAGAAAUUGAAACAAGUUAAACUGAUGUUAAGCUUCCUGCCCCGAUGGAGCCACAUUCUUUCAUUUGAAGCUGAGAAAUUUUGGCUGUACCGUACUGUGUUGCUGCUUCACUGUGGUACAGUAACGACCCCUUGGCCAAAGGUUUAUUUGGAGAUGCUUUUUGUUGAUAAUGUUGCUGGGUUGAGGUUUAUAUCAUUCGAAGGCUGCUUGACGCAGGCAGUGGCUUUUAUAUGUUUGGUCCUGACUGCUUUUUGCCAGUCUGAGUAUGGAGAGCUUGUACAUUUGCAGUUGCCAGUGACAUCAAUUAGGUUUAAGCUUUCUGGCUUUCAGGAACUUGAAAGGCAAUUUGUGUUUGUUGUCUACAACUUCUUGGAGGUAAAAAAUUCAAAGUGGUUGUACCUGGAUUCUAGACUGAAGAAAUACUCUUUGGUUAGUAUGCAGCUUCCUCUUGCUGAAUGCACAUAUGAUAAUAUUAAGCUUCUUCAGAAUGGCAGUGCUCAGUUGCGAGUUCCUCCCACUUGCGGGGAGCUCAUUUCUCAUGAGAGUUCGAGGAAAAGAUCUAGGCAGGGUAUUAUGCAAAUUGGUGUCUCCAAAGAAUUGGCUUCCAUUGACUUAAGAUGUCAAGAUUCAAAUUCUGAUGAGAAUCACUGGAGACUUCCUUCCUUUGUACUUUCUUUUGCUGCUGCACCCACUUUCUUUCUCAGCCUGCAUCUCAAGAUGCUUGUGGAAAAUAAUGUUGCCUCUUUGAGUUUCCAGAACCAGAACUCAAUGUCCUUACUGGAGGGUCCAGAUUGUGGCAGACCAAUGUGCGAUGAAAGCAUUCCUAUCGAGGUUAUACCUACUGAAAUCUCAGAAGUGGCCGUUAAAAAUAAUAGGAGUACUUUGAAGACUGCUGCUGGGUCUAGAUGGUUGUCUUGUUCCAAAAUGAAGGUAGAGACUGAUGCUCUCUCCAUAGGCAGUGAUGGUGAUUGGAUAAAGACCUCUAAGAAAUAUCUAAAUGGUGAGCUUAAUGUAACUAGAACUUCUGUAGAUCCCAAAGAUUCAGGGAAGAACAGGAUUGAUGGCAUUGAUGGACUGCAACAGAAUUUGUCUCAUUAUGCAGGAUCAGAACAAUGUAGUGAAAAGUCAUGGCCUUCACUUUCUGAGCAUCGAUCUUCUCCAGAUAACUCUGAAAGUCGGUGCUUCUCUUUGGAUGGUGUUAAUGUUCAGAGUCCGCCUCUUGGCCAAGUUGAAAACCAGCAUUUUGAUAGGGAAACACAGAACAAUCAGCAGUCUUCUAUUGAUUCACCAUGGACCAUGAAUGACUUUGGCAUUCGGAGCCCAAAUCCUACUGCACCGCGUAGUGUAUGGCAUCGGAACAGACAUAGCUUUGGUUCUUCAUCCCUUGGCUACAGAUCAAAAGUGUGGCCUGAUGGAAAGGCAGAUUUUGCUCUGAGUGGAUUUGGGAAUGGUUCUAGGAAACCACGGACUCAGGUCUCAUAUUUAUUGCCAUUUGGAGGUCAGGAGUUUGGCUCAAAGCCUAGAAGUCAUCAACGGAAAGGACGUCCUUAUAAAAGGAUUAGGACUGACAAUGAGAAGAGAAUGUCUGUUGGGUCUAGAAGUCCACAGAGACACCCAGAAGUGUUGUAUUGUGAUGCAAAUGUUUUGAUUACUGCAGGGGACAGAGGAUGGAGAGAGAGUGGUGCACAGGUUGUGUUAGAGUUUGUUGACCAUAAGGACUGGAGAAUUCUGGUCAAAAUUUCUGGGGCUACAAGGUAUUCAUAUAAGGCACACCAGUUUCUGCAGCCUGGGACAACAAAUCGCUAUACUCAUGCUAUGAUGUGGAAGGGAGGGAAGGAUUGGAUCUUGGAAUUUCCGGACAGGAGCCAGUGGGCCAUUUUCAGGGAGUUGCAUGAAGAGUGUUUCAAUCGGAAUAUUCGGGCUGCUACUGUUAAGAACAUUCCUAUUCCUGGGGUUCGCUUGAUUGAGGAGAGUGAUGAUAAUGCAGUAGAGGCACCAUUUAUUCGCAGUUUAAAGUAUUUUCGGCAGGUUGAGACUGAAGUUGAGAUGGCUAUGAAUCCUUCACAUGUUUUAUAUGACAUUGAAAGUGAUGAUGAUGAGUGGAUUUCAAAACAUCAAAAUUCUUCUGAUAUUGAUGUGUGUAAUCUGCCACAGAUUUCUGAUGAUAUGUUUGAAAGGACGAUGGAUAUGUUUGAGAAAGUUGCAUAUGCUCAGCAGCGUGAUAGCUUUUCAUCCGAUGAAAUUGAGGAGCUGAUGGUUGGAGUAGGGCCCGUUGAUGUAAUUAAAUCCAUACAUGAACAUUGGAAGCAAAAGAGGCAGAAGAAAGGAAUGCCUCUGAUCCGGCAAUUUCAGCCUCCUUUGUGGGAGAGGUAUCAGCAACAAGUUAAAGAGUGGGAGUUGGCAAUAAAUAAAAUUCACAACUUUCCUAAUGGAGGGAAGGAUAAGGCUCUGAUAAUUGAGAAGCCACCUAUGUUUGCUUUCUGUAUGCGACCACGGGGUUUGGAAGUGCCUAACAAGGGUUCAAAACAAAGGUCUCAAAGGAAGUUUGCAGCCGGUGGUGGGCAUAAUAAUGCUUUCUCCAGAGAUCAUGAUGGUUUGCAUGGUUUAGGGAGAAGAUUAAAUGGGUUUUCCCUUGGAGAGGACAGGUGUGUCAUUACUGGUCAGAGCCACGAGGAUGCUUCCCCUUGGAUCCAGACAUCAACAAGGGCACUAUCACCCCGAGAUGCUAUUAGCACGGGUUAUCUGUCAAUGAGCAGUGAUGGUUCUGAGAGGAAUCACCACUUAAAACUUCACAAAAACAAGUCAAAGAAGGCAGGGGCGUUUCUAUUGCCAAGUGAUUCACAAAUGAUGGUUAAGGCAUACAGUCAAAAGAUGACAGAGAAGAGAAAUGAGGCAUACCGGUGGAAUAUGGGUCUACCUGAGUGGACUACUCGGAAGCAAUACCACUCAGAAGUGUCCCAGAGGCGCAGAGUUGAACAGCUGGGUCCUUGUGAUCUUGACGAGUUCAGGUUGCGGGAUGCAUCAGGUGCAGCUCAGCAUGCAUUCAACAUGGCCAAACUCAAGAGAGAAAAAGCUCAGCGAUUGCUUUACAGGGCAGAUCUUGCAAUUCACAAGGCUGUCGUUGCUCUUAUGACUGCUGAGGCGAUAAAAGCAUCGUCUGAGAAGGAACCUGCUGAUGAUGGGUAGACUUUACAAAUGAAUCUCAAAUGACCUGUGGAUAUGUAUGAUCUCAGGCUUCAGCAAGACAUCUCAGGCAAUGGCGGUCAAUCUGGUUUCCAAAGUCUCUUAAUAGGGGACCUUGGUGCUGUUUUUGCUUGAGUAGCGCUGAGUUUUGCUUUAUCAUGAGCACGGGGGGUUUAACUUGGGGGCCGUUGCUCGUCAUUUGUGAUGGAUUCCAAGUGAACUUUUGACACGGCGGCUGUUUGCAGUGAAGAGAGGUCAUUAUCGAGGCAGUUUUGGUGCACAGUUGCCAAGCGGUUUCUCCACUUUUUUGGGAGGUUAAUAGGUAUUUUAUAUUAAAUGGGGAGCGUAUUAAUGCUCCCGGAGGGAAAAAAAGGGUGUGUAGAAUUUUGGUUGCUGAUCUUUCUUUGUACAGUAUUUUUUCUUUUUGUUCUGUUUAUCCCCUCAAUCCGGUUAAGUAUUUUGCCAAUGAUAGUGCAAUUGGCCAAAAUAAUACAAUACAUCUUGGAAUCAAACAAAGAUAUUCGUUUCCUUUCAA